This is a messenger RNA of Australozyma saopauloensis, 2349 nucleotides long. Its product is annotated as metalloendopeptidase. Bases 1 to 2349 code for a protein of 782 amino acids. Gene Ontology annotation, molecular function: metalloendopeptidase activity. The record is from RefSeq and is a predicted model, not a curated record. NCBI's taxonomy places the organism in Eukaryota, Fungi, Ascomycota, Pichiomycetes, Serinales, Metschnikowiaceae. The transcript has a single exon. Gene Ontology annotation, cellular component: mitochondrion. Gene Ontology annotation, biological process: peptide metabolic process.
AUGCUUCUAAAACAGCACACUCUCCUACGCAGACAUGCUGCUCUACAGAUCGGCCGCCAAUUCCAUAAAACGACGGGCUCGGAUCGUAUUCUCAAAUUGUUCGAUAGCCCCAAAUACUUCGCCAACUUCAACCAAUCAGAUCGACUGGUCUUUUCGCUGCCCAACGUUGGGCUCUUCCGAAAUGAGAAGCUCACGUCUCCAGAUGGACUCAUAUCGUUCUCCAAAGGAUCGCUCAAGAAGGCCAAGGAAUUGGUGCGUACCAUGCUCCUUGAAGCCAAAAACACCGAUGUGGGAAAACUCAGCUACAUCCGUAAGUUGGACCAGCUCAGUGAUACCCUAUGUAGAGUGAUAGACGUAGCCGAGUUUAUCCGGGUCGCCCAUCCAAGCCAGAAAUGGGUGGAGGCUGCUCAGCAGACCCACGAGAUUAUGUUUGAGUACAUGAACCAACUCAACACCAACGUAGAGCUCUAUGAGACCCUUGUGCUGGUUUUAGAUCUGCAUUUGCGUGGCCGCCUCUCGGACGAGGAAAUCGAGGUGGGAAAUUACUUGCGUCAAGAUUUCGAACGUUCCGGCAUUGCAAUGGAUCCAACAACUCGUGAAAGUUUCGUUGCUAUCACUCAAGAGAUCUCCCUUUUGGGGUCUCUGUUCAACAACGAGAUACACAAUUUACCCUCUUUCUGGGUCAAUGUCGAUAAGGCCACAUUCGAGAGCUCUUGCUCAGCAGCAUUGAAGCGAGACAUUCUUGAUUUGCAAAUGAAGGCGCCACUGGCUUCGCUGACAGAAGUCAGUAUCCCGCUAGCAGGACACUACCCGUUCUCGGUUUUGUCGACCUGCUCAAGUGAAGACAUCCGGAAGCAGGUGUGGAUCGCUCUUCACGACUCUUCAAAAGAUCAAAUUGCCACUCUCAAUGGGUUCUUGAAAUAUAGGGCCUUCUUGGCCAAGAUGUUGGGUUACAAGUCCUUCGCUGACUAUCAGUUAGAACAUAAAAUGGCAAAGACCCCUGAGAAUGUUGUCACUUUCUUGCGAAAUGUGCAAAAGCAUCAACUUUCAGAGAAAUCCGAUGUCAUCAAAGAACUCAGGAGUCUCUACAAGUUCAAAGACGAGUCUCACUUUUGCUCUUCGGACGAGACUAUCUUGAACAAUUUGAAGCCUUGGGAUCGAGACUAUUUGCUUGAAAAACAGUCGCAGGCAAAUGAACAAGAUCAAGCUCAGCUUGAAGACAUUUCUCCUUACCUCUCCAUCGGCACUGUGAUGAGUGGUUUGGACAAAAUAUUCAAAAGCAUUUACAACGUCUCCCUUGUACCCGAGCAGACACAUAAGGGUGAAACUUGGGAUCAGACACAUGUUAGGAAACUCAGCUACAAGGAUCUAGAGACUAAUGAAACUUUGGGCUACUUAUACGUGGAUUUUUGGUCAGACAAGGUCCUUCCCUCUCAUUUCACGAUCGCAUGUUCGCGUGAACUCAAUCUUGAUUUGAGCACAGAGUCGUCCUCCGAAAUACAGCGGGAGGUUCAUCUUAGCAACGACGGUACUUAUCAGUUGCCAGUUAUUUCAUUGGUAUGCAACUUUUCAAAAACACCCGCAGUUGGUUCGAAGAGUCAGGUAGGUGCCCAAAUGAGACGCUUGGCUGGUUUAGAAGGUGAUUACGGCGCUACAUUGUUAUCAUUAGAACAAGUGAGUACCAUUUUUCAUGAGAUGGGCCAUGCUACUCACUCCAUGUUGGCUCGUACAAAGCUUCACAAUCUUUCAGGAACCCGCUGUCUGACUGAUUUCGUAGAACUCCCAUCAGUUUUAAUGGAACUGUUCAGUGUGGACCCUCGUGUCUUGUGUCGUAUCGCUAAGCAUUACCAGACUGGCGAGCAUCUCCCUGAAGAUUUGCUCAAGGCUCACAGAGAGAAGCUGAAUGCCUUGCAGCACACAGAAACAUAUAUGCAAUCCAAAAUGGCUCUCCUUGACCAAGUUUUGCAUGGUGAUAUUGUCCCAGAUUUCUCAGACAACGAGGCACUUGAAAGAUUCGACUCUACCUUAAUAUACCACAAUCUCGAGAAGGAUCUCAAGGUCUUUGCCGAUAAAUGGUCGACCUGGCAUGGAAAGUUUCCACACCUCUUUUCGUAUGGAGCUGUUUAUUACUCGUACUUGUUCGAUAGAGCUAUUGCAGACAGGCUCUGGAAUGGACUCUUCAAAAAAGACCCUUGGAGCAGAGCUGCCGGUGAGAAGUACAAACAAAGCAUCUUGAAAUGGGGAGGCACCAGAGACCCCUGGUUGUGUUUGGCAGACGCAUUAGAUGAAGAGCAAUUGGCAAAAGGAGAUGCCAACGCGAUGGCCAUAAUUGGGGGCUCUAAAGACUAG